Anopheles stephensi (Asian malaria mosquito) is the source of this 1193-nucleotide messenger RNA. It is a transcript of the gene Tcs3, whose product is annotated as probable tRNA N6-adenosine threonylcarbamoyltransferase. Lineage: Eukaryota; Metazoa; Arthropoda; Insecta; Diptera; Culicidae. Gene Ontology annotation, cellular component: cytoplasm; EKC/KEOPS complex. The coding region runs from base 104 to 1141 and encodes 345 amino acids. Gene Ontology annotation, biological process: tRNA threonylcarbamoyladenosine modification. The record is from RefSeq and is a predicted model, not a curated record. The transcript has 2 exons.
GAGCCGGUUGUUUACAUUCGAAUGUCAGCGCAGUGUUUGUUUUGGGCCACUGCGCCGGGAUAUCCAAUCGGGAGCAAACCGUAUCCUAUUUGUGUCGUCUAGGAUGGUGAUCGCAAUUGGGUUCGAAGGUAGUGCUAACAAAAUUGGUGUCGGGAUCGUUCGCGAUGGGGACGUGUUGGCCAAUGAGCGUGAAACGUACAUCACUCCACCCGGUGAAGGAUUCUUGCCGAAAGAAACGGCGCAACAUCAUCGAUCACGUGUGCUAGACAUUCUGAAGCGUGCACUGGAUGUGUCGGGUAUAGCUCCGGCGGAGAUAGAUGUCGUUUGUUACACCAAAGGUCCCGGUAUGGCACCGCCCCUGCUAACGGUGGCCAUCGUUGCACGAACGAUUGCACAAAUCUGGAACAAACCCAUCCUCGGUGUUAAUCACUGCAUCGGCCACAUCGAAAUGGGACGGCUCAUAACGAAGGCUGUGAAUCCGACCGUGCUGUACGUGAGCGGUGGCAACACGCAGAUCAUCUCGUACGCCUGCAAACGGUACCGCAUUUUCGGAGAAACGAUCGACAUCGCGAUCGGCAACUGUCUCGAUCGCUUUGCGCGCAUCAUUCACCUUUCGAACGAUCCCAGUCCCGGGUACAACAUUGAGCAGAUGGCGAAAAGGGGCAAAAGCUACGUCCCACUGCCCUACUCGGUGAAGGGCAUGGACAUGAGCUUCUCGGGCAUACUGUCGUUUCUCGAGCAGAAGGCACGGCCGAAGGGCAAGCAAAGAAAGGCACAGAGCAAAGCGGAGUUGGAAAAAUGGUCCGAUGAGGAUCUGUGCUUUUCGCUACAGGAAACACUGUUCGCAAUGCUGGUCGAAACGACGGAACGUGCCAUGGCUCACACCGGUUCGUCGGAGGUGCUCAUAGUUGGCGGUGUUGGGUGUAACUUACGGCUGCAGGAAAUGAUGGGCAUUAUGUGUGAGGAGCGCGGCGCCAAACUGUUUGCGACCGAUGAACGGUUCUGCAUCGACAACGGUGUGAUGAUAGCGCACGCCGGUUGGGAAAUGUUCCGCAGCGGUACGCGCAUGGGCUGGAACGAUUCGACCAUCACGCAACGGUUCCGUACGGACGAGGUGGAAGUAACGUGGCGCGAUGAUUGAUGAAUGUUUUCGUUGCAAAUAAAUGCCUUAAAUGGGGCUUCGUUAGAGACUA